Molecule: messenger RNA, 2856 nt
Organism: Caenorhabditis elegans
Lineage: Eukaryota; Metazoa; Nematoda; Chromadorea; Rhabditida; Rhabditidae
Gene: morc-1
Product: ATPase morc-1
Exons: 8
Coding region: 18-2555 (845 amino acids)
Cellular component (GO): nuclear body; nucleus
Molecular function (GO): ATP hydrolysis activity
Source: RefSeq, marked reviewed
CAUUUACGAAAAUAAUGAUGCCCAAUGACACUAAUGGGGAUGACUACAAAAAGCUGGAAAAAGCUUCAGUGAACCUCAACUUCCUGAAAAGCAACAGUCACACCCACAUUGGUCCCUUGUCGGCAAUAGCAGAGCUAGUGGAUAAUGCGUAUGACGCAGAUGCGAGAGAUCUUCACAUCGAUUUUCUGGACAUCAAUAAUGAACAGUUUCUUGAACUUCGUGAUGAUGGACUGGGCAUGGCUCGCGAAGAGGCACUUCACGCCAUCACGUUUGGACACUCAGCAAAAUGUUCUUACAAAAUCGGCCGAUAUGGCAACGGACUCAAAUCUGGAGCAUUUCAUUUGGGACGUGAACUGUUACUGGUAACGAAGAAAGACGGAAUUAUAACAGCUCUCCUCAUUUCUCAUCGCUUCCAUGAAGACCAAGGACUGACGAAUUCGGUGUUUGUGCCGUGCCCUUCUUUCGACUUGGAUGGUAUUCCAAUUUGUCAAACCGAAAGCGAAAAAGAUCGUUUCAAUCUUGAAAUGAAGAUUAUCGGUAAAUAUGCUCCACUUGGAUCCAGAACUCUUGCUGAAUUGGCCGAUAAAAUCACUGGAAGUACGGGAACGAUCAUCAUCAUUGGCAAUCUGAGAAGAAGUGUGACUGGAGAACUGGCAAUCAACACGACGAAGGAUCCGACUGACAUUAUUGUCGAUUCAGGCGAGGAAAACAAGCCUUGGCGCGAGUCUCUUCGAAAAUAUUUGGAGUUCAUUUAUCUCAAGCCUAGAAUGAGGAUUCAUGUCCGCGGAGAACAAGUUCUGCCGAAAAGGAUUUCUGAAAACUGGAUUGCGAAGAAGCAACAACUAAUUAGUGGUGAUCAGUUCACAGCCGCCUACAACAAGAUUCUUGAUGAAAAGAAUGAGACAGUCAAGAAAUGCGAAGAAGAGAAGGCUUUGGUGAUGUCGGAAAUUGGUGGCACGAAUUACACGUCUGUCCGAAGGGAGGAUCGCGCCAAUCAGAAAAGUUUGCGGCUUCGUGUUGACACCAGUCAGAAGAAUUUGGAUUCGGCCAUUGCCGAUCGAGAUGCAUUCAAGAAAGAAGGAAAGAGUGAAAAAUCAUUCCAUCUCAACAUGGGAAUUGAAACCAAGGACAGAUCGAACAAUGGUAUCCACUUCUACAUCAACAAUCGAUUGAUUUUAUGGGGAAACAAGGAAGCCAAGUUCUUUAGUAAAUUCGCGAACAGCAUCGGUAUUUCAAUGUUCCUGAGUCUGGAUUAUUCGUUGUUCAGUGCGGCACAAAACAAACAAGGCUUCGAUCAUGUGAAGGAUUUCCAAGUGCUCGUUAGAAAGUGCAACGAUGCUCUACGCGACUAUUCCAUGUAUUUGGAGAAGAGUUGGAUUCCAACACAUCUGAAAAAUACCUGGAACGUGAGAAUUUACGAGGGCGAUGACGUUUGGGCGGUGCUAUGGGGCGUUUAUGGAUACAAUAAUACCACCUCAACGACAUGUGUUCAAACUCACGACAGCGCGAGGGAUCAGGUGAUGUGGACGACGUGUGGGAUUUGGAAGCUGUGUCAAAUGUGCCGAACCUGGAUCAAAGCAUCUCGUCCGAAUGAAAUAGUCGGCUCGAAUGAUGAUUUCUUCUGCUGCGAAAACGUAAACCAUCAUGGUUGUCGCACCAUUGUCGCCGAAGAUAACGACUUCAGUAAACUACCGGAAAAAUAUGAUCAUAUCCUACCACAGAAACGGUUGACUAAUUCAGCACCAUCAUCGUCCGACUCUCAAAAUUCUAUUCGCUCGGCAUCAUCCUGUUCUUCUUCGUCUCGUCUAUUGAACGUCGCGAAGAUAGAAAGUCACGAAAGAAUUCAUUCAUCCACUGGUGGUCACAGAUUGGGAGAAUCAUUCUCAACAACAUCUGUCAAGAUGGAACCCAUUCCAAACAAUGCGCAUGACAGUCAUAUCGCAGAAGUCCAACGCAGGCACAGUACUGGAAGAGCAAUCUCACCCGCAGUUUCCGAAAUUUCUCGUAGAGCUGGAACUGCGCCAAGUUCACAAUUGGAUAUGAUUAUGGGAGAAGAAUCGGAUGAGUCGCAAGAGGCACUGACGAUCAGAGCACCGCGCCAACGUGCUAAAAGACCAAUUGAAAGAGUUUCGAGAAGAAAUAGAAGAGAUCAAUCAGAUGAUGACUCAGACUCUGAGAACGAAGAAAGAUACGCUACUGCGCCAAAAAAGUCAAAAGUCAAAGGAAAGGCUGUUGUGAGAGCACCUAAAAUGACUCGGGAGAAAUGGCUAGAAGAAAUGCUCAACCAGUUUCUGACCGCUCAUGGAGAACAACCUCUUCCAAAGAACGGUCAACGAGACUUUGACCCGACGAACAUUGUGGAGCAAACCUCACGACGAAACUUCAAAAACAAUCAGAGAAUCGUAGACGCACAGCAAGCUAUUAUGCGUCAGAUUGGAUCAGUUCUUGAUCAUCUCAAGAGGAACCCGACACAUAAUUUCAAGAUUCCUGCUUCUGGAACUGUCGAGGAGAAACUGAAAAAUAUUGAGCACCAAAUCAAAGGAAAGAAAAAAUAAUAUUCCAGCUCGCCCUGUUUUCCCAGAAGGACGUACUUGUACAAUUAUAGCAUGUUCAUUUAUAAUCUUUUCAGAGAUUUUUAGCUUUCUCUUUUUUCAUUAUCGUUUUUACCUCAUUUAUUUAUUAUCGUUCCCGACCUCAUUUAUUUAUUAUCGUUCCCGACCUCAUUUCCCGACCCCAUUUAUUUAUUAUCGUUCUUCUAAUUCUCUUUUCAAUUAUGGGUUACUUUUUUUUUUUUGUCUCUUCAGUAAGAACGUAUGAAUGUUUUUUUUUGUAAGAAUAUGAAUUUUUUUCAAUCGA